Molecule: messenger RNA, 3240 nt
Organism: Coprinopsis cinerea okayama7#130
Lineage: Eukaryota; Fungi; Basidiomycota; Agaricomycetes; Agaricales; Psathyrellaceae
Exons: 9
Coding region: 1-3240 (1079 amino acids)
Source: RefSeq, a predicted model, not a curated record
AUGCGUCGAAGUUUUGGAAAGCGAGUCGAUUGUGAACCUGCAGACAGAGUGAAAACGUACAAGGCCAAAGUGAAGAGUACCAGCAGUUCGACCAAGGGAAAGCUGACACUGGUCCCUGCCCAUCUCAAGACACCUCGCGCAGAGCGAGACCUAUUGCGUCAGAAAUCAAGGGAGAGUUCAAGGACCAAACGAAUAGAACACCUCCUCAGCACUCGGGACAACGAAGAUGGUCAUACCAGGACUUUCGACGACGGGUCCUUCCACGAUUCGGGCCUGUUUGUCCCCUUUGAUUUACCAGAAUUGGUUUCCGGACCGACCAAUCGCCCGAACGAUUAUCUUCGGGAGUGGAAGCAUAAUAAAAAAGCAACAUACCUAGAGGAGGUUUUGGCCCGCGCCGCCACUGAACUCGAACGUGGCUGUUCUUCAUGUGGACUUGAAUGCGACACCGUCUGGCGAUGCAAAGAUUGCUUCACAAAGCCUGUGUUCUGUACGCGAUGUUGCCGGGAUGUUCAUGUGAAGAAUCCCUUCCACAGGGUUGAAGUCUGGAAGGAAACUCACUUUGUAUCCUCGUGGCUAUGGCGUUCGGGUCUUACUCUCGAGCUAUGUCAACAAAAUCAAUGCCGUAGAUCCGGUUCAACUGUCAAUGGUGGACCUUCUAACGACCAACAACCUUCCUUCACAAGUCCAUGGGCACCUUUCCCCGAUGAUGAUGAUGCUUCCUUUGGUGCGAGACCCAACUGGAGGGUCUGGGACGACUGUGAUCUGUUGGUGAUCGUCCACACCAAUGGCGUACAUCAUCUACCAACUCGAUUCUGUUCUUGUGACGAUGCUCCGCAGGAUGACAUCCAGCUUCUACGGCACGACCUAUAUCCUGCUUCCCACAAGGAUGUUCGGACUGUUUUCACGUUUGCCGUCCUUGAUGAAUACCUUCUGCAAAACUUGGAAUGCUACACGUCUGCCUAUCAUUUCUUCUCGAAGCUACGGAGGAUGACAAACGAAGCGUUCCCAAAGAAGGUGCCUGACCGAUAUCGCGAACUGCUACGCUGUUCAAGGGAGUGGCGUCGGCUGAAGGAUCUCAAGCGAUAUGGGUUUGGUCAUCGGGAAGGGGAACCACAAGAGGGCGAAAUGGCAUUAUUCUGUCCUGCGUGCCCUCAGGCAGGCAAGAACGUUCACAAGGACUGGAGAAACGAACCCGACCAGUGGAGAUAUUCAAUAACUCUUGUCGCGGACGGGAACUUCACUCUGGUUCACCGUAAGCAGAAGGGGAAUGACGACGUAUGGUUGAAGAGUGGAGAUGGGUACCUGGUUGAACGGAUCAAGUAUGAUCAACAUCUCAGGGUUUCCACCGAGAUGGCCCAGAAGUCCAGUUGUCACGAACACCGUGCUGUCGAAGAUAGGUCAAAAAUUCAUAAGGGAUGCGACGUAACGGGAGUUGGGGCACUCGCAUGCUCUCGUCACGGGUGUUUUGCUCCUAGUAGUGUUGUUGGGUUUCAGAAAGGAGAAAGACAGAUCAACAAGGACUAUGGGCUGAUGGGCGCAGUGCGCACCACCGGUGCAUCCGUUGCCCCUCGCCUUAAUCUUUUGUAUGAUAUUAACUGUCAGUACAGCAUCCACCUGCGGGAAAGGUUCGCAAACAGUUCGUCGCUCUCCUUGCCCGAAGACCUCCCAAUAGUGUUCGGGAUAGGAAAGUUCCAUGUUUUUGGCCACCAGGAACAAUGUUUCGCGAGAUACUCACCAGCCUUCAUUGACGGUAUCGGGGAUACCGCAGGAGAGAUACUGGAACCACUUUGGUCAAACCUCAAUGAGGCAUCGAGAUCAACACAGACCAUGUCCCUAGCUCACUACACGGAGGUCCUCGAUGAUCAUAUCGCUGACAGUAACUGGAAGAAGUUGAUCCACAUUGUGGGCAAAACUUCCGCGGGCUAUGAAAAGGCAUGGAACAAGUUUUACGAGGCGGAGGAAGCCUUCAAGCUUCUCGAUGCGAUAGCUUCAGAGGCUCAGCGUGUUCAGUGGCGACAUCAGCUAGACCAGGCAUUGAAAAAGAGACUGGAGGGGGAUGUUGCCGCCAUGGACAUCCUUACUGUCCGCAUAGACAAGCCGCCCACUCGCGCCAAAGUCCAACAUGAUCUGAUGGUGAAAGAACAAAGGCGAAACAAGCACAUUGGAGUGACUUCCUGGCUUUCCCUUGGAAUAAAGAUUCAAGAGUCACAAUUAACGUUGAAGGCAUUCAAGCGCACCCUACCUCGCCUUGAUCUUCGCACAGAACUCCAGAAUCUGGAGUUAGUACGGAGACGAGAGCAACUUCGAAACGAUAUCACUGAGUUCCUUGAGACAGGCGCGGGAUUGUUUCCACAGGUUGACUUCGACGAGUAUUCCUGGGUGACACCGCCGCAGACUAACCCGGAGAUUGAAGGGGAUGAUGAGGAUAGCGACUCAGGGAUGGAAUUGGACCCGGAAAACCCCUUCCUUGAAGAUGACAGGGACCCAGAAGAUGCUGAUGUCCCUUUACCCUCCUCCUUCUCUCAACUUCCGGUGUCAAUGGAGUCAGCAGCGCAAAAAGAAAUCCAACUCCGCAUUGCUCAAGCAAAUGACGCGCUCGAGACGGUCCGUACGGAAAUUGGGCACAAAUCAUUCCUUUACCGAUCCAAUAUCCGCCUCGCCGACGGGAAAAAACAGAAGACUCGCGGUUACGCAGCGGUCAAGUCCGUAAAUCAGAACAUGCGGCACCAUAUUCGUCUCUACAAUCAAGCUCGGUGGUCUCUCAGGAGAUUGGGGGCCAACACGGAAAUCCUGGAACGGUACCGAGAUCUCAAACCCGAGCAUACGAAAGCUAUUACAGCCAUAUAUCAACCCAAUGCCCCUGGCCAGUCACGAACUACUCUGUCAUGGAUUUGGACGAUAGAGGAGCUCGGAGGGAGUGAAACCACCCCUUAUCUCGAAGAAUUGUAUCGAGUUAACUGGCUGCGAGCACUGUGUCGGAUGGACAGGUGGAAGGAAGAAGUGACACUUUUGAAGGAAGAAAUGGGGUGGAUCUGUAACUUCUUCAAAUGGAAGGAAGAGAGCGCAAGAGGGUGGGCUGGACUCAAGCCUAAUUUCCCAGGGCACCGGGCAUAUGCUCACCAACAGGCGGACAUGUGGAAACGGCUAGGCGCGGAAGGAAGGGAGUCCUUCCGCAAAGCCCUUGAGUCGGCGGAUCAGACAAUAACUCGGCGCAAUGAUCCCGAAGGACCACUAUUUUGA